CAUGGCCAUAGAGCUCACGGGGGACGAGAUGCACCACCUCUCCCAAGAACUCGAUCCCGCCCCCGCGCGCUGUUGCGUGCGCAGAAGUACCGGACCCCCUAGUGUGUCGUCACAUGUCAUCUUCGAGUACCUCAACAAAGGCGCCGCCAACAUCGUCUUCCAAAUCCACUCCUGGACGCAUAAUGGCCCGGCGACCAAAUUCUUCUUUUUCGACGUCUCGCGCGAAGGCCGGCUGUCCUUCAAAGCCACGCCGACGGACCACGACUAUCUCAUGCGCCACGUCCUUCGAGUCCCCCGAGGUGAAUGCUAUCCGUCCGCUCUUUCUGCCCGGCACAUACAAGACACUUGGUAGAGCAAAAGCAUCACAAAACGGCUCCGACGCCCCGCUCACGGUGCACCUCAAGAAAGAUCUCACCAAGCAUCUCAUGGAUCACGAAGGCGUCCUCCUACUACCAGAAGUAAUGAGCCACCUCUACACAAGAGUCGAGAAAGGCACAUUCACCAACACUGCAUCACGAGUUUGCUGGGGCAUCCUGCUCCCCAACAUGUCGCCUACGCCUGGACAGUCAAUAACAUUCGAGAUCAAGCCCAAGUGGCUUGCGCAAUCGCCAAAUGCGCCUCCCGGAGCUAUGCGUUGUCGGAACUGUGCAAUGCAGGUUUCGGUACCAAAGAAAAGAGACACCUACAUAUGCCCGCUCCAGGUACUCCACGGCAAUUCGGAAGCCCUGCGUCCGUGGGUACAUACAACCGUCAUGCGCCAGUUUGGCCGCGAUUUGCCGUCUCAGGCUGUAGUUUCGACCAUGGUCGAGGGCAUUCUAAACUACCUUACGGUUGGAGACGGCGUCGAGCUACUGCGACAUCUUCUCCAACUACAGAGUACACUCGACCCACGGGGGGUCCUCUGUCGACCGCAUCACGGAUCCGACUUGUUCGACUACAACCUUCGACUGGCCAUGACACUAAGAGACUGUUCGCUCUUCAUCAAAAUCUCGUACAACACCCGAGGCAUGACGGGAAUCGAGUCGAAACUCGGUGAUCUCGACUUCAAGUCUGCCGAAAAGAUUGUUGAUUGGACGGACAAGGAGCGACAGCUUUUGAGAGACGAUGCUUAUCUUGCACCAAACGGCCCGCCAUGUUGGAUUCAAAACGUAAAGUGAGCUUUCAGUCUCCUGGACUGGCCUGUGAGACAAUCAAGGCUACGAGUCACCAAAGCCACUUGAAUGACUGGGAAACGACACACCAUGAACCUGGUUCCAGCACAAUGUGUUAUCCGUCAAAACAUCGUCUACCACAAAUUUACACGCUGCAACUCGCACCAUCAUACCGACGAUGCCACCUGAUGACAAUCAUCCUGCUAUUCAGUCUGCAAAACCAAGCAGCACAUACAUACCAGUGAGAAGGAGAUGGAUCUACCCAACAACAAAGCACCUGACAACUAAGAC
This is a messenger RNA of Exserohilum turcica Et28A, 1442 nucleotides long. RefSeq lists its product as uncharacterized. Gene Ontology annotation, molecular function: inositol-1,3,4,5,6-pentakisphosphate 2-kinase activity; ATP binding. NCBI's taxonomy places the organism in Eukaryota, Fungi, Ascomycota, Dothideomycetes, Pleosporales, Pleosporaceae. The record is from RefSeq and is a predicted model, not a curated record. Bases 114 to 1157 code for a protein of 347 amino acids. The transcript is spliced from 2 exons. Gene Ontology annotation, biological process: inositol phosphate biosynthetic process. Gene Ontology annotation, cellular component: nucleus.